Passer montanus (Eurasian tree sparrow) is the source of this 1806-nucleotide messenger RNA. RefSeq names its product microtubule-associated serine/threonine-protein kinase 1-like. Gene Ontology annotation, biological process: intracellular signal transduction; peptidyl-serine phosphorylation. The coding region runs from base 1 to 1806 and encodes 601 amino acids. NCBI's taxonomy places the organism in Eukaryota, Metazoa, Chordata, Aves, Passeriformes, Passeridae. Gene Ontology annotation, molecular function: ATP binding; protein binding; magnesium ion binding. The record is from RefSeq and is a predicted model, not a curated record. The transcript is spliced from 12 exons.
AUGUUCCGCCGCACCAAGAGGCCGGACGGGCGCCGCUGGUCUCUGGCCUCGCUGCCGUCCUCGGGCUAUGGCACCAACACCCCCAGCCCCACCGUGUCGGGACACCACGGCUGCUUCUGCGAGCUGCAGGAGAGCAUGGAGCGCCUGCUGCAGGACGCCUACGAGCGCUCCGAGUCGGAGGAGGUGGCCUUCAUCACCCAGCUGGUGAAGCGGCUCCUCAUCAUCAUCUCCCGCCCCGCGCGCCUGCUCGAGUGCCUGGCCUACGAGCGCUCCGAGUCGGAGGAGGUGGCCUUCAUCACCCAGCUGGUGAAGCGGCUCCUCAUCAUCAUCUCCCGCCCCGCGCGCCUGCUCGAGUGCCUGAUGCUGCCCCCUCCCCAGGGCGCUGUACCUGGUGCGGGGUCCCGGGGGUCCUGGCGGUCCCGGGGGGGUCCCGGCUGUUCCCCGGGGGUGCCGGGGUCCCGCCGAUGCUGCCCCCUCCCCAGGGCGGUGUACCUGGUGCGGCACACGGCCACGCGGCAGCGCUUCGCCAUGAAGAAGAUCAACAAGCAGAACCUGCUGCUGCGGAACCAGGUGCAGCAGGCGUUCGUGGAGCGCGACAUCCUCACCUUCGCCGAGAACCCCUUCGUGGUCAGCAUGUUCUGCUCCUUCCAGACCCGCCGCCACCUCUGCAUGGUCAUGGAGUACGUGGAAGGCGGGGACUGUGCCACGCUGCUCAAGCACAUCGGGGCGCUGCCCCUGGAGCUGGCCCGGCUCUACUUUGCCGAGACGGUUCUGGCCCUGGAGUACCUGCACACCUACGGCAUCGUGCACCGCGACCUCAAACCCGACAACACCGACCACUCACCUGGGCACUGCCCUGCCCACCUCGGCCACGCCCUGCUCACCUGGGCACCGCCCAGCCCAUCUGAACACUGCCCCGCUCACCUGGGGGGCGCGCAGGAGGUGAAGGCCCACGGCUUCUUCGCCGCGCUGGACUGGACGGGGCUGCUGCGGCAGAAAGCCGAGUUCGUGCCGCACCUGGAGUCCGAGGAGGACACGAGCUACUUCGACACCCGCUCGGACCGCUACCCCCACGUGGCGUCCUACGAGGACGAGGACACGACGGAGGACGAGCCCGUGUGNCGGAGGGUUUGGGGGUGUCCCGGGGGUCUGGGGGUCCCGGGGGCUGUGGGGCCGCGGCCAGCCGGGUCUGGGGGCGCAGGGGAGGCGCCCGGCUCGUCCCCCCUGGGCAGCCCGAUGUCGCCGCGCUCGCUGUCCUCGGACCCCUCGUCGCGGGACUCGUCGCCGGGCCGGGAGCUCGCCCCCGCCGUGGCGGCGCCGCCGCGCUCGCCCAUCGCCAUCCCCCGGCCCGGCAAGAAGUUCGGCUUCACCCUGCGCGCCAUCCGCGUCUACCUGGGCGACAGCGACCUGUACAGCGUGCAGCACGUCGUCUGGCACGUGGAGGAGGGCGGCCCCGCGCAGGAGGCCGGGCUGUGCGCCGGGGACCUGAUCACGCACGUGAACGGCGAGCCGGUGCACGGGCUGGUGCACACCGAGGUGGUGGAGCUCAUCCUCAAGGUGGGGACACCGGGGGGGCACCGGGGGGACACCGGGGGGUCACAGCUUUGGGGGGUCGCGGCUCACGGCAGCUCAGCCCCGAGCAGCGGGCGAGCCCCGGCGGCGGGGCCGGGGGCGGAGGAGGCGGAGCGGGGGGCGCGGGGCCCCCCCAAGGCGCUGAGCCCGGUGCAGGAGCACGGCGUGCCCAUCGUGGUGGUGGGGCCGGGGGCGGCCCCCGGGGACCCCCGCGGGGCGCCCCCCGCCCGCUGA